CAAACCGUUACGUCCAACUGUCAGCGGUUUAAAACCACUCAAAAUAAACAGCUGUUUCCCAACAUCCAGCACGGUUGUAAAAAGCAAGAGAUUCACAGCGAAAUAAUGGAUAAAGAUACAUCACGACGCAUAAAUAUCUGUAAAACAGUGGACGAAGUGCGCAUGUUAAAUGCACAAAACGAUAAACUGCUAAAAGAUUUCGGCAUCGAUGUGUUUACAUUAGCCGAUUCCGCACAGGAACUGUUGGACCAAUUCGUACAGAUACGGCUUAACACCGGGCUUUGUAUCGAAGGGCCCCAGAUGUCGUUUCUAGAGGAGUUUCUUUAUCAGCGGGAAGCCAAACGACUCGAAGCUAAAACACAAGCAAUUACACUACGUUCGGAUGUUGCUUCACUACGACGGCAAUGUGACAAUGAGGCAAAGGAUGUGCGCCGGCUAGAAAGCUUUCUCGAAGAUGCGCAGAAGCUCGCAACGUCAACGGAUGAGUUUGAGAAGAAAAAGGCUAACCAGGAGAAGAAUAAUGAAGUUGUGAAGGGCAAAAUUGAAUCUCUUCCAAGCAUUCCCGACGACAUCAAAUUAGAUGAACUGAUCGCAAACGUACGUCUUCUGGAAGAGGAGGAUGCUGGACGGCGAGGUGCUGAUAAGUGAACAAACAAACGGAGAAUAAUAACAAAGGCAUACAAACAUCCGAAGGUACAAAAAAAAUGGGAAAUCACACACGAGACUGGGGACAUACAUUAUGGGAAAGGCAAAAAUAUACAUACCACCGUCCUUUACGGGGAUUUUUGCUGUUGCUGACAUGUUCUCUCCCCGAUUACCAUUUGGUGGACUUUUGUUUCAUCUUAAAAUCACGCAUUCCAUGCUCCUAGCUGCUGACGAAUGAGUCAGCUCAUGACGAUUGGGAAUCUGAUUAAAAAAGAGAAGGGAUGGUAAAUCACCGUAUGUUUUGUGACGCACAGGAAGGAUAGUUCUAUCUCAUACUAGGUAUGUAAAAAGCUCUUCAAAGGU
Messenger RNA from Anopheles funestus (African malaria mosquito), 1008 nucleotides. RefSeq lists its product as uncharacterized. The record is from RefSeq and is a predicted model, not a curated record. The transcript is spliced from 4 exons. Lineage: Eukaryota; Metazoa; Arthropoda; Insecta; Diptera; Culicidae. The coding region runs from base 106 to 648 and encodes 180 amino acids.